AUAGUCACACCGAUUGUCGCCGGAAAUGAGAUAAAAUUAUCAAAAAAUGAAUUGGUUAUAUUUUAAUGUUUUACCUGUUUUUCUUCUUUUAAUCUGUAAUGUUUUUACAGAAGUAAUUGAAUUAGACACAGGCGAUGUAUUUAAAAUUGAAGGCAGGGUUGAAGUUGUCUCUACAACGGAGAAAGACUGGAUGGCAAAUACCCAGGUUGUGGUCGAUGGAGGCGAAUUUAUCGCACAUUUGAAGGGUGAUGGCAGUUUUGUUAUAAAUGGUGUCCCAUCAGGCACGUAUGUGAUAGAAGUAUUAAACCCUACAUAUCUGUUUGAAUCGGUCCGAGUUGAUAUUACUUCUAAAGGAAAGAUGAGGGCAAGACGAGUCAAUUAUUUACAGCCAUCUGUAGUGAAAACCCUGCAUUAUCCAUUAGAAUUCCGAGAUAGAAGGAAGGCAAAUUAUUUCCAGAAAAGAGAGCAAUGGAAGAUUACAGACUUUCUUAUGAAUCCAAUGGUAUUAACAAUGGUAUUGCCUUUAGUGUUGAUAAUGAUUUUACCAAAGAUGAUGAAUGCUGCAGAUCCUGAAGCACAGAAGGAGAUGCAGUCCCAGAUGAAAGCUUUAAAUGAUAAGUCCAGUUUACCAGACAUGUCUGAAAUGUUGGCGGGCUGGCUGGGUGGAGGCAGCACAAAAUCCAGUUCUAAACAGAAAGCGAGAAGAUAGCGGUGCAAUAUUUUUAUGUGUUGUUUUAUUUUGUGACAGUCCUUUCUGUAAUUAAUGUAAGUUUUUUAUUACCAAAUGUUUGAGAGGCAUGCAUGAGAAAAAUGUGGUACAUAGUUUUACUGUUCAUUAUACAGAAGAAAAAAAUUGAGGGAGCAGUUUGUUUUUUACAAGUCAGUAAUUCUGUAUUGAGUACAAAUUACACAUUUUGGAUAAAUGCUGAUAUAGCACUGUUAGGAAUUACUUGUUGCAAUUUCUUGUUUCAUAUUUGAUGGUACAUGUACAUUCUUUAGAUAAAUUUCCUAAGUAGAUAUUGUAAAGAAAUUUUGUAAAUUUUCAUCUUUUUAAAUUUGGAACAUAGAAUUUUUGUUGUAAAAUGUAUAAAUAAAAUUGAAAACAGUUUUUAACAUUUAAUGAACUGAUUUGCUCAGUACAUUUUUUGACGUCAUAUUUGAGAGAAAUUGUUGUGCUCAAUUUGGAUGAUUUUAAAGAAUUGAGAAUGUUUUGUAAAGUAAGAUAUUUUCUUUUGCUCUGUGAAAGUUUUAUUAAAUGACACAGUCUGUUGGUCAUUGUAUAUAAUAGAUUUGUUUGACUGCAUCUGACAAUUUUAAAAAUUAUUCAAGCAUAAUGAGCAUUAUAUUGAAAUAAGAAAUUUUCCAUUGGAGUAAAUCUAGGUUGAAGGAAACUGUAAAAGAGUUGUACAUAUGUAAUAUUUUAUAUUUGUAUGAAUUGUAAGUGAAGGAAUAUUAAAAUUGUUUGUUCAACAAAAAUGAAGAAAUUUUCUAUGCUCAAACUCAGUUCUCGGGUGUUUCAUUGUUCAGAAACCAAUGGGAAUCCUGAGAUGCGAGACAAAUGUCAGAAGUGUUUUAUAACCCGUCCCAGUGUUCACUAAGAAAAGAUCAGGACCCCCUGAAAUGAUCCUGAUAAUAUUUUCAUUGUUUUAUACAACUAAAAUUGAUUGUAUUUUCCAGAAUUAAAUGGUACAAUUGCGGAUUUGCAAAGAAACAAACCGUUUAUGGGAUACAAUUGACAAAUAACAAAACAAAUACAAAAAUAAUUGGAUCAUAAUUAGGUUUAAUUUUAGGAUCAAGACCAAUAUUUGGAUCAACUGUAAAAUGCCCAUAUCUUCUAACAAAAAAAAAACAACAAUAGAUUUCUUCUAAAAUUUCAUAUUCCAUUUUAAUUAAGUUAAUAUAAAAUAUUUAAUAUAUGAGACAAUGGAGAAUAUUUGGGUUUUUGGAUUUGAUCCUGAUCUUUAAAUUUUUGUGAAUAAGGAGCCUGGAGAUCUGUAUGUUAAUUUUCAUGUCUUAUGUUGUGUGAACACAUUGUUAUACUUUUGCUACACUUAAUAUUUUUAGAAUUUAA
This is a messenger RNA of Ruditapes philippinarum (Manila clam), 2071 nucleotides long. RefSeq names its product ER membrane protein complex subunit 7-like. Gene Ontology annotation, molecular function: carbohydrate binding. Bases 47 to 709 code for a protein of 220 amino acids. Lineage: Eukaryota; Metazoa; Mollusca; Bivalvia; Venerida; Veneridae. Gene Ontology annotation, cellular component: EMC complex. The transcript has 4 exons. The record is from RefSeq and is a predicted model, not a curated record.